Messenger RNA from Eupeodes corollae, 3691 nucleotides. It is a transcript of the gene Socs16D, whose product is annotated as homeobox protein 5. Gene Ontology annotation, biological process: intracellular signal transduction; phosphatidylinositol phosphate biosynthetic process. Lineage: Eukaryota; Metazoa; Arthropoda; Insecta; Diptera; Syrphidae. The coding region runs from base 325 to 3093 and encodes 922 amino acids. The record is from RefSeq and is a predicted model, not a curated record. The transcript is spliced from 10 exons. Gene Ontology annotation, cellular component: phosphatidylinositol 3-kinase complex. Gene Ontology annotation, molecular function: 1-phosphatidylinositol-3-kinase regulator activity.
CUAAACAAUUUGUAGUAAAUAUGGCCGCCCAGACGUAUAGUAAAUUUGUGAAAAAAUUUCGUACCACCACUUUUAUAUUGAACAAAUUAAUUUAGUCAUAUAAAAUAACCUUAUCCGGGGAUCUGCAAUAAUUGUUAAAAUGAAUUUUUUCGUACAAAUUCAUUAGCAUUUAAGUUAUUUAGCUUCUAGUGCCGUUCAUCGUCGUUCUGCUAGUUUUGUCGUCUGGAAAAAAUCAUGAAUUAACCAAUCACACAACAAAAAAAGACUGCAACAUUACCAAAAAUAGAAAACCAAUAAAAACAAACUCAAAAAAGCGAAAGGAAAAUGGAAACUCAAAUUUCAGUGAAAUCUAAAGAGCUUAGUAAUUGCAAUGACUCUAUAGUUCCAUCCGGUAUUUUGAAUUCAACAGCGGCUAUAAUCAAUCUGUGCAAUAGUGACAGUUUCGGAAUGAUUGCCACAAAUCAUGAGUUAAUCAGUGCUAAUAGUAUUGAACUUAAUGCUGCAACCUCUCUAAGUGAUGACUCAGGUGUUCCACUUACAACAAACAGUUCAAUAUCAAGUGGAGAUUCUUAUCGUUUGGGGAUAUGCAAAUUUGAAAUGGAGUUAGCUGAAAGUGAUGGAGAAGUUUCACAAUUUGAUUCUCUUGAUAAUUGCUCCGAAGGAGGAAUGAGUGCAGAGAAUUUUAAUACCCUCAAAAAAGUACCACUUGCCCCUAUCGACCCGCCACCAGAGUUUCAAGACUCUCCUCAUACAACUCUCACCAGAUCACUUUCAAAAAACGUUUUAAAUAAUAUCCCGCGAUGGUCAUCGCAAUCUUCGCUUCAAAUCAACGACAUGACGGACAAGCCCACGCCAAAUAUUAUUGUAGAACUUAAUCCAAUCAUUGCUCACGUCGAAAGCGCACUAAAAGAUUCAUACUCUAAGCAACAUAUCUACUCAAGUGAUUCCAUUUUGAAUAGCAGUAACAUGGAUAAUAUAUACGAUGAACCAAACGAUAUUUUAAGCUCCUCUGUUGGAAAUAGCAUUGAUGUUGUGGACCAACAAAAAAUGGCUUUAUGUCCCCAUUUUCAAGAUCACACACGAUAUUUCAGAGCUAUUCCAUCAGAACAGGACGUUGCUACGCACACCCAUCAAAUGCAAUUGCAGAGAUUUAAUUUGGGGGGUCUCUCGGAAAUUCAUGAUUAUGAUCUUUAUUACGGCAUCAAACGUAGUGCAUAUCAAGAUGGUAGCUUACAACGAAGACUUUUGUACAGUCCAUUACAUCACCACCAUUAUCAACACCAAUAUCAUUACCAUUCAGGUGGCAGUGGUAAUAGGCCCAACUCUCGCAACUCAUUAAAUAGUCGACUGUCGAGCUCGCACAAUUCAUUAAGUGUAUCGAAUGCAAAUAAGGCAGAUGACUCUAUCUUCAUAACCCAAGCAAUGUCUCACGAUGCUCUUUUAACACGUGAGAUAUCCGAUUUCUAUAAUGUGCCAAUCGAUUCGGAUAUAUACGCAUUUCCCAUUGAUAUGAUUAAGCCUCCUGAUGCCAAAGAUACAAUAAUAAGUAAAUAUAAGGACAGCAUGAAGUCGAACCAAAAGAAUCGCUUGAAAUACUCUCGCAACAACAAGCGAAGAAAACGAAACAACAAUAAUAACAUUAACAACUUGAACAAUAACAACACCAGCACCGAUGAUAACAUAUCUGGAAUUGAUAAGCUUGAAAUUGACAAGAGCAAGACUAAAGCCAACAAAGCCGCCGAAGAUAAGCGACAUAGUGUGCCCGAAAACCCAAUUGAACCGCUUCACAUGACUCUCGACGAAGUAAAGCAAUUCUAUCACACUUUGUAUUCGGACGCCAAAGACAUACCCAUGAGAAACAAUACAACGAGUAGUUUGGCUCACAAAUCUACAGCAACCAGCAAAACACCAACUCAUACUAUUACAUUAAAUCGUUCAUCGAAUGGUACUUGUGGUGGAGGUGUCGGAGGUGGUGGUGGUGGCGUUGGCGGAGGUAACGGCGGUGUCGGGACAAUAAUUAUCCCCAGACCCAAUAAGCAUUCGACUCUAAAACAAGUGUCAAUUAAUCACUCAAAGAGCAUUUCCAACUCAGCCAGUAUUAAAAAUACUAAGUUAGUUGUAGGCGGAGGUGGCGAUAAGGCCAGUGAUUUAUCAAACAACAAUAACUUAAAUAAUAUCAAUAAUAAUAACCACAUAAGUAAAAUAAAUACAAUUCAAACGGAAAAGAAGUCACAGUUUACUUUGAACUUGAAGCAGAAGUUUUGCAGCAUAUUUCGUUUUCGUAAGAGCCACAAUCGAUGCAGAGCCAAUUCUACCGAUUCAGCUGAGUAUAUUUCAUCAAAUAAAGAACAAUCGUCUACAACGAAUCAACAACCAGAAUCGGCUGAUGAUAAAAGAAGGAAGUUUCAGUCGCGAGCCUUGCCACCUUUACCCAAAAAAGCCGACUUUGAUAUCCUCACAGCCGGUGUGGAAACACAAGACAACUUAUCUGAUGCCGAUGAUAAAGAUAGAAAGAAAACUGAACUACGUUCAUUUCAUUUUACAUCGAGUAUAGAGAAAGUCAAGGACUAUGGAUGGUAUUGGGGACCACUAUCCAGUGAAGCUGCCGAAAAAGUCCUUUCAAAUGAGCCCGAUGGCAGUUUUAUUGUUCGCGACAGUUCCGAUGACCAUUAUAUUUUUUCUUUAAGUUUCAAAUUAAACAACUGUGUGCGUCAUGUAAGAAUCGAACAGGACCAAGGAACAUUCUCGUUUGGUUCGUAUGCAAAAUUCAAAUCACAAACCAUUACUGAAUUCAUAGAAAAAGCAGUCGAACACUCAAGAAGUGGAAGAUAUUUAUUCUUCUUGCAUAGAAGACCAGAGCAUGGACCCAUGCGUGUACAAUUAACUAAUCCUGUAUCUAGAUUUAAACACAUUCAAAGUCUACAGCACAUGUGCAGAUUUGUUAUUUUGAAAGCUGUAGUUCGUAAAGAUUUAAUACAGACAUUGCCAUUACCAAGAAGACUUUUAGAUUAUCUAAACUACAAACACUGUUAUUCUGAACAAGUCGAAAGUGAUAGUUCACAGUCUCAAAUGUCUGGAGACGGUCAGGUUUAAAAGAGAAGAUGAAGAUGUUAAAAUGCCAUAAUAAGGUCAAUUUUGCUUUUAGGCUGUAAGCAGUGAUUUUAUAAUAAUAUUAUAAUUAUAAUUAAUAUAAUACGAUUUAGUUUUUUAAUAAGAUACAAAACGAAUAAGUAAAAAUAAUAUUAAUUAAAAUAAAAUAAUAUACUAUUAUACAUACUUAAAAAGAAAAUAAAUAAAAAAUUUGUACUCGGUGCUAUACUGUAAGUGAAUAAUAUUACAAACAUAAUUUAUACUUUAGUAAUUAAAUUAAUAAUAAAUGUUGUAUGACUCUGAUUCAGUAUAAGAAACCCUUGAUAAAAUGUGAAAAAUAUCAAUAAGAUAUACUUAAAGUAUUGUUUUUUUCUCAUUUUAUUCAACAUCAUCUUAUUAAUAAUAAAUUCGAAUAAAAUGAUAAUCGAAAAACCGAUAAAUUUAUAUAAUACGAAAUAAUAAUUAUUAUAAGAAGAACAUACAAAUCAGAGAAAGCAUGCUGGAUUCGUGUCUAUUUUAGAAUACCACACGUUACGCAAUAAACGUUAACAGUCAUUGAAAAAUAAACGAUUAUUAUAUAAAAUAAAAACAUUCAAAACAA